This is a messenger RNA of Larimichthys crocea (large yellow croaker), 2343 nucleotides long. RefSeq names its product homeobox protein Meis2. The record is from RefSeq and is a predicted model, not a curated record. NCBI's taxonomy places the organism in Eukaryota, Metazoa, Chordata, Actinopteri, Sciaenidae. Gene Ontology annotation, biological process: regulation of DNA-templated transcription. Gene Ontology annotation, molecular function: DNA binding.
CCUCCAGUCGAUGAACUGGCUCAUUACGGCGGCGCGAUGGACGGAGUCGGAGUUCCCACAUCCAGUACGGAGACCCGCCGCCCCCGACCCCUGCCCCAGGUCCCACCACUGAACCACGGGCCGCCACCGCACCCGACGCAGCACUAUGGAGCCCACGCGCCGCACAACAUCAUGCCCACGAUGGGCAGCGCCGUGAACGACGCGCUGAAGAGGGACAAGGACCAGAUCUACGGACACCCUUUAUUCCCGCUGCUGGCUCUGGUGUUCGAGAAGUGUGAGCUGGCAUGCACGCCCAGAGAGCCCGGGGUUGCGGGAGGUGACGUCUGCUCCUCCGACUCGUUCAAUGAAGACAUAGCCGUGUUUGCAAAGCAGGUAGGAUCCGCGAGAGAAGCCUUUAUUUCCUCCAACCCAGAGCUGUAACUUGGUGAGCACACCAUGAUUCAAGCGAUUCAAGUUUUACGAUUAUAUCCCUGGCAGUUGAGAAGGUUUUCCCCCGCAGUUCAUGAGCUCUGUGAUAACUCUGUUCCCCGGUACAUCAGCUGCCUCAAAGGCAAAAUGCCCAUCGACCUGGUCAUAUGAGGGCGGGACGUCUGCAAGUCGGACUUCGACGCUUCGGGAUCCUCCACGAAACCUCGGGAUCAUAACCCAGCGUCCUGGAGAGACAUGGAUGACGCCCACUCCACACCCUCUGUGGGCACCCCGGGACCAUCCAGCGGGGGACACGUCUCCCAGAGUGGAGACAACACCAGUGAACUCGGAGACGGCCUCGACAACAGUCUAGCAUCACCGGGCACGGGAGACGAGGAUGAUCAAGACAAAAAGAGGCAGAAGAAACGAGGCAUCUUCCCCAAAGUGGCCACAAAUAUAAUGAGAGCAUGGCUCUUCCAGCACCUUACGCACCCGUACCCCUCAGAGGAACAGAAAAAGCAGCUAGCACAAGAUACAGGCCUCACCAUCCUCCAAGUGAACAACUGGUUCAUCAAUGCAAGGAGGCGAAUAGUCCAGCCUAUGAUUGACCAGUCCAACAGAGCAGUAAGUCAGGGUACAGCUUACAGUCCAGAUGGCCAGCCAAUGGGAGGCUUCGUUCUUGAUGGGCAGCAGCACAUGGGUCUCCGACCUGGAGGGCCGAUGGGUGGCAUGGGUAUGAACAUGGGAAUGGACGGGCAGUGGCACUACAUGUAAAUCCACUCCACUGAGGCGAGCCUGAACAACAGGGUGAAGCCUCCAUGGUUGGCUCAGGGAUCUUCUUACAUCUGGCUGUGGAGCUUAGUACGGGACCGACACGUCAAACCCACCUGACCCGUACAGCCAUCCUUGACCACUCCAACAUCACCAUGCCCGAAUCCGCACGGACCGCGCGCGUAGAGGAUCACCAUGGAAACGCCUCACCUCUGCAGGAGGCCGCCGACAAACUUUAACGGAACGGGACACAGAGUGGCUGUGAGCUGAGGAGCUGCGCGGGGAAUGAGAAGACUGAGGACCCGAGAGUGAAGAGAAGCAGUUUGACACACCUCCUCCACCUCCUCCACCACCUUUAAAUUAUUUAUUUAUUUUUCUACAGCGGGUGGAGAGGAGCACGCGGGGACAACGACUCUUUACUCUUGAAUUGUUUUUUAAAGUAACGCUACACCUCUAAAUGUACUCCCCCUCCACGGAAACUGUACGAAGGACACACACACACACACACACACACACACACUCACACACUUUAUAGGACGAAACAAAAACACUGUGGAAAACAUGAGACUCUGUGAGUUGUACGUGUCGUGCUGUAUAGACCUGUGCUCUUGAUUUGCUUGUUUCUCUCCAUGUUUGUGACCACUAGAAGUUAGACUGAGCUUGGACCACUAAUGUGUUUUUUUAAAGUUCUCUGAACGUUUCUUUCUGCUGUCUGAGGAACAGUAACGCGACCUGAUGGAGGAAUGAGUUCCGUUUUUAUUUCUAUGUUUUUUGACAAUGUUUGAAAUCAUUUUAUAGCACCAAAACACAGAGAAGUCUGCACUCCAACCAAAAUAAAAACUUGAUUCAUAAAGACUGAAGCUGGCUGCAGCAGAGUGUUCCGUUCUGUUCUGGAAUCAUUUUAAACCGGAGAGAGAAAGGUCGGUGAAGGCGCUGGAGAAAAUGCUUUAAGCGACAGCAUUAGUUGGUAGAGCAGGUCACGUAGCCGUGCUCCGGUUCGAUAUGAGACGGGAUUGCAGUUGUCUCGCGUUAUUCGAUUGAUGGUGACACGGAUGAUGGAUGACCGGCUGCGAAACUCAAGAAAAGAAAAGCCGAGUGAAGUCUGCGAGGCUGCGGCGGCUUUUACUAAAUGUUGUUGUUUCUGUGUGUGUGUGUGUGUGUGUG